AUGCUGAUCUUUGCUGAUGUCGAUUUCUUCACUCGGCAUCUGGCCCCCUUCAGGGAUUCUCUGAAGUUGACAUUUGCCAUCUCUAUCUAUGUUUACAUCUCACUGGAUAGGAAUGGCCACACUGCACUGCUCUGCUGGCUUUCCAAGUGGAACGACUGGAGAAGCUCAGAAGAUAUAAAGCAGGAGUACUCUCAAGGCAGCAACAUUUGUGAGAGUAGGAUCCAUUUAUCACACUCUGCCACCAUGUCUCUUGGCCUUCUGCUUUUUGUACUGGGGCUCAUGGUUCAGACUCAAGCAAUGAUUAUAAAUGAAUCACAGAAGUUCAAAGAAUAUGAAGUGGUUUAUCCUCAAAAACUCCAUAUCAUUCAGGAAAGAGAGAUUCAAGGAAACCCAACAGAGUCUAAUGGAAAGAAGGAAAAAUAUGAACCAGAGGUGCAAUAUCAAAUUACAAUAAAUGGGGAAAAUGUGGUCUUUCAACUCAAUCAAAACAAUGACCUCACAUCGAAAGGCUACACAGAAACCUAUUACUCAUCUGAUGAAAAGAAGAUCACCAGCAGUCCUCGGACCAUGGGAAACUGCUAUUACCAUGGUCACAUCCAGAAUGAAAAGGAUUCCAUUGCCAGCUUCAGUCUGUGUAGGGGGCUAAGGGGCUUCUUCAAGUACCGUAAUCAAACAUAUCUAAUAGAGCCUCUUAAAGACAGUGACCUAGGUGCACAUGUCAUACUAAAAUAUGAAGAUCCCAACCUUGCAAACCAGACCUUUGGAGAAGACAACUCAAACCAGAAGCACAUCCUCACCCGGAACCCUCGAGCAGUCUCAGAUCCAAAUAAUUUUCUUACAUCUCCAAAAUACAUCAGCCUUUUCUUGGUUCUGGACAAAGCUUUUUAUGAUAUACACAAAGGCAAUCAGACAUCAAUAAGAAACUUCCUUUUUAACGUGAUCAAUCUGCUCAAUGUGAUCUAUAAUACCUUGGAUGUUCAUGUGGCCUUGGUGGGCCUGGAGAUCUGGUCAGAUACCAAUAAGAUUAAUGUGGUACCAGAAGUAAGAACCACAUUCAGCAGAUUCUUGAAUUGGCGCAACAGACAAAACCAGAAGAAGUGGAAGAAGUAUGACCAUGUUCAGCUGCUCAGUGGGAUUGGCUUCAGAGACAAACAGGUGGGGUUGGCUGCCUCAAACUCCAUGUGCAGUUCAAGUUCUAUCUCAGUGAUCGAGGCUUGGAGAAAAAACAGUGUGUCACUAGCCGGGGUGAUGUCUCAUGAGUUGGGUCAUGUCCUUGGAAUGGCCGAUGUGCAUUUUAAAACCAUAUGCCCAUCUGGAAGCUGUGUGAUGAACCAGUACUUGACCUCUAAAUUCCCAAAGGAUUUCAGCGAAUCCUCCCACAAACAUUUUAAAAACUACCUCUUAUCUCAAAAACCAAUGUGCCUUCUCCAAGCACCAGCUCCAGAAGACAUAAUAACCAAUCCUGUCUGUGGGAAUAAACUCCAGGAAGUUGGUGAAGAUUGUGACUGUGGGACCCUCAAGGAAUGCACAAACCCUUGCUGUGAUGCAAAAAGCUGCAGAUGGAAGCCUGAAGCCCAGUGCGAAGGAGGCAUAGCAAGACAUGCAAGACGAAGAAACUAAGGCUGAGAGCUGAAGGAGCUUAUUUGCCUAAAGCCACAAAAUCCAUGUAAGAGAGGAUGCAAGAUGAGAACUCCAUUUCUUCUAAGACCAAUGCUAUUCGUCAUACUAUGGUUUCCCUUCUGGGUGAUGAAGAGGCAUUAUUAGUGAAAAUAAGAAAGAAAUGAAUUCAAUGUGCUUCUGUUCCUUUAUUCUUUGGAGUACGCUUGAGGUCCAUUUCUUGAAUGCUCAUAAACAAAUCUUUAUUGUGAUUCCAAUGAUAGAUCUAUGUACACCUUUCAUAUAUCUUCCAUAAUCCCUUGUGAUAGUAGGUCUGUGAUGAUUUCUUGUGAUCUGUCUAUAUUUUUAUGUGACUAUUGAAGAAGUCGGCGGUGGUGGUGCCUUGCUCUCCAUCUAUUUCUUCUAAGAUUUAAAGCUCAUUAGAUAGAAAGUAAACUCAAAAGAAAAGCAAAUUAUAGACAUAAUGAAUAAAAAAAAAUCAUGUGCUUGAGGAUUUCCAUCCUCAUCAUUAUCAUCCUCCAAUAAAAUGAAAA
Molecule: messenger RNA, 2150 nt
Organism: Monodelphis domestica (gray short-tailed opossum)
Lineage: Eukaryota; Metazoa; Chordata; Mammalia; Didelphimorphia; Didelphidae
Gene: ADAMDEC1
Product: ADAM like decysin 1
Biological process (GO): proteolysis
Molecular function (GO): metalloendopeptidase activity
Source: RefSeq, a predicted model, not a curated record